AUGCAUUUUAAUCCGAGAAACGUCUUUGUUAGUGGUACCGUUACCGCUAAUCUAUUUGUUUCCUCGUAUGUGGGAACGAUCAGUACUUUACAACUUUCGAAAUUUUCAAAUGGGUCGUAUUCUCUCGAUACUUUAUCCGUCAAUAAUGUCACGACCGAUAAUCCAUCUUGGUUACACAAGGAUCCUCAUAAUGGUAUCUUGUAUUGUUUGAAUGAAGGUUUAAGCGUCGUCAACGGAAGUAUCUCGAGCUUCGCAGUCGGUGAUGAUGGCAGUCUGAGUUUGUUGGGAAAUGAAUUAACCAUCAAUGGACCUGUCAGUUCCGUCCUUUUCAACGGAGGAAAAUCCUUGGCUGCUGCCCAUUAUAGCGGAGCUUCACUUACAACACAUAAUAUUCAAGCAGAUGGAACGCUAGCACCACUCCAAACAAUAACCUUUACCAUGCCUGGUCCCGGCCCCGAUCCAUUAAAACGACAAUUAACGCCUCACCCCCACGAAGCCCUCCUCGACCCAACAGAGAACUUCAUUGUAGUCCCCGAUCUAGGCGCCGAUCUCGUGCGCGUCUUCUCCAUUGAUCCCAAGACAGCUCUCCUCACAGAAAAAACCCCCUACACAGCACCACCAGCUUCUGGUCCUCGUCACGGUGCCUUCCACGUGACUGACUGCAAUCAAACAUUCUUUUAUCUCGUGUCCGAAUUGGGAAAUACGGUUACGAGUUUUGCUGUUUCUUAUGAGAAUGCCACUGCUGGUAUGACUUUUACCAAGAUUGACACUCACGGUAUUUUUGGAAAUCAAACCACUCCCGAGGGUGCCGCGGCUGCUGAAUGUCUUAUCACCCCCGACGGCCGCCACAUCCUCACCAGCGCCCGCAACGCCACCAUCCUCUCUAUCCCUCAACCACCCGUACACCCACUAAACAACACCGCUCUUCCCUCGGACACCCUACAAACCUGGACCAUCAACUCCAGCCCCGACUCCGAAAACUCCACUAUCGGCUCCCUUUCAUUCUCGCAACUCCUCCCCGCAGGCGGUUUCUUCCCCCGUCAAAUGUCCAUGAAUAAAGCAGGAACCCUCGUCGCCGUAGCUCUUCAACGCAGUGCGCGAGUGGCUAUCGUGACUCGAGAUACAAAGACGGGAUUAUUUGGGGAGUUUGUGGCGGAUAUUCAGAUAGGUACUUUUGAGGAUGCGUCGAGUGUGGAUGGACAGGUUACGAGCGUGAUUUGGGAUGAGGAAGAUAGUUUGUUGUAG
This is a messenger RNA of Sclerotinia sclerotiorum 1980 UF-70, 1245 nucleotides long. RefSeq lists its product as hypothetical. The transcript is spliced from 3 exons. The record is from RefSeq and is a predicted model, not a curated record. Lineage: Eukaryota; Fungi; Ascomycota; Leotiomycetes; Helotiales; Sclerotiniaceae. Bases 1 to 1245 code for a protein of 414 amino acids. Gene Ontology annotation, molecular function: 6-phosphogluconolactonase activity; protein binding.